Messenger RNA from Yamadazyma jaroonii, 1881 nucleotides. Lineage: Eukaryota; Fungi; Ascomycota; Pichiomycetes; Serinales; Debaryomycetaceae. The record is from the annotation of a GenBank genome assembly.
AUGUCUAAACGUAAAAGAGACCAUAACAUUGUGCCUCUAGAGAACACAUAUGGGGCUCUACAGAGUGAUGAUGAACCCUACGACUUCUCCAAGAAGAAUGAUGAUCUCAUACUAAAUGACGAUUACCAAAGUAAUGACUCAGACUCAUCUGAUGACAGUGUUAUAGUUGAAAGCGAUGAUAACGAAGACCCAUCUCCACAAGGUCAAGACAUAGAAAUUGAAGUUGAUGAUGUACCACAAGCUUCCUACGACUCAGACGAAGGACCCAGGCGAAAAAUACGGAAGGAAAAUGAUCUUAGUACCAAUAAAGAUUUCAUUGGCUUUGGAUUUGAAUCCUCAGACGAAGAAGCUGCCGAUGACCUUAGUGACGAUGGUGUGAUAAGUAAUGACGAGGGGGAUUUAAUAACAUCCACAAACCCUUCAAGUUUGUAUCCUUGGAUCAAAGCCCAUGAUCAUUCCACCCAAAAAGAAAUCGCCGAUUGGUUAACUAUGGAGAUUAAAGAUUUCAUCAACUAUAUCUCACCAUCGAAGGAAGAAAUCAUCAUGAGGAACAACGUUGUCAAUAAGCUUAAAGAGGGGAUACGGAGAUGCUGGCCCGAUGCUGAAGCCCAUGUAUUUGGUCUGUAUGCCACGGAUUUAUAUUUACCAGGAUCUGAUAUCGAUAUAGUGGUGAUAUCUCAGAACGGAGAUUGUGAAAACAGACAUAAGUUAUACCAAUUAAGUUCCUUCCUUAGACAAAACAAACUAGCACGGGAAAUAGAAGUUAUAGCCGGAGCAAAGGUACCAAUCAUCAAAUUUAUAGAACCGGAAAGUAACAUUCAAAUCGAUGUUUCUUUCGAAAGAACCAACGGGAUUGAUGCUGCUAAGAGGAUAAGUAAAUGGAUAGGCGAUACCAAAGGUUUAAGGGAGUUGGUGAUGGUGGUAAAGCAGUUUUUGAGAAGUAGGAAGUUAAAUAAUGUUCAUGUUGGAGGUUUAGGUGGGUAUGCUACCAUUAUUUUGUGUUACCAUUUCCUUAGGUUACAUCCCAGGAUAUCUACCAAUAAUAUGAACAUCUUAGAUAACUUGGGAUCGUUAUUAAUUGAGUUCUUUGAACUUUAUGGAAGAAACUUCUCUUAUGAUAAUUUGAUUCUAGCCAUAGAUCCCGUGACAGACUUACCGAAGUACCUUAAGAAGUCUCAGUAUUAUAAGUUGAUUACUUCCAAGAACCCUUUCUCCUUGGUGGUUCAAGAUCCUAGCGAUCCUGAUAAUAACAUUACCCGUUCAAGUUAUAACUUGAGAGAUAUUAAGAAAGCUUUCGGAGGAGCCUAUCAACUUCUAACCGAGCGAUGCUACCAGUUAAACUCGGCUUCGUAUAAGUCUCGUAUCGGUCAGAGUAUCUUGGGUGAUAUCAUUAGGUAUAAAGGUAAGGAGAGAGAUUUCAAUGAUGAGAGAGAUUUGGUAAUGAACCAUGCUUUGGUAAAUCACGAGAAGGAGGCCAUAACUGAGGUUAGUGUUGUAAGUAGUACCGUGAGCAGGGAUGGUGGUGGUAAGAAAGCGAAGGAGACUAAGAAGGUCAAAGAAUCCAAAAAGGAGACCAAGAAGGAAACUAAGACCAAAGACACUGAAAAGGGUAAACCUGGUAAGGUGGUUGUUAUAGAUGAACCUAAGGAGUAUUUCUCCGAAGUCACCAUUGAUACCGAGUCUGAACCUGAGUCUAAGGCCGUGCCAACCUCUGUGUCAGGACCUAACUCCCAGUCUAAGACUAACCAAACUAAACCUAAAAACGUAGCGGAUUUCGUUCUAGUUGAGUCAGAAUCCGAAGAAGAAGAACCUCAGCCCAAGAAGAUUUUGGAUAAGGACGCCAAAAGAGAUUACUGGAGACAAAAGGGUUUAGAGUUGUAG